Messenger RNA from Drosophila arizonae, 1668 nucleotides. It is a transcript of the gene Elovl7, whose product is annotated as ELOVL fatty acid elongase 7. Gene Ontology annotation, cellular component: endoplasmic reticulum membrane. Gene Ontology annotation, molecular function: fatty acid elongase activity. The record is from RefSeq and is a predicted model, not a curated record. Gene Ontology annotation, biological process: fatty acid elongation, monounsaturated fatty acid; very long-chain fatty acid biosynthetic process; fatty acid elongation, saturated fatty acid. NCBI's taxonomy places the organism in Eukaryota, Metazoa, Arthropoda, Insecta, Diptera, Drosophilidae.
AUGGUAAUACGUGCGCUCACCUAGGCCCCGGUCGAGUCCAGUUAGAGACUACCGACUAGAUAUUUGUAAAAAGAAGCAGCUGUUCAAAUCAGUUGGCCAUCAGCAGCGGAGUUGGCAAAACGAUAGUUUGAUGUGACUGUGAUUUAGUUAAAGUAAACACAUAAAUUCAACAAAGAAUUCAAUUGAGUAUCGAGCAUAUUAAUUGAAUCUAUAUGAAUUGUGUGACUUGUGCGCGUGUUUAAUCAAUUAAUUAACAUAACUGUCUCAAAUACUUAACGUAUGCAAAUGCCAAUGCAAGCAUAGGGAUAAUAUAAGUGCCUUAAUAAAUUCAUUCAAAGUGAAGUAUUUUGCCGCAAGCCACCAAAUUGAUUUGAAUAAUUGCCAGUGAUAAAGCAAAAUCGAUUAAAAAUAUUGGAAAAUUCAUUCAACUGAAGUUAGUCAGCGGGAAUUAAUAAUUACAUAAAAAAUGGAGUAUAUCAGACAGUUUUACGAUGGCUGGCGGGAUCUUAUGGACAACAAAUCAGAUCCGCGCACCCGAGACUAUCCGCUCAUGAGCUCGCCAUUUCCAACGAUAGCAAUCAGCUUGGCCUACGCAUAUUUCGUUAAGGUGCUGGGCCCCAAGCUGAUGGAGAACAGAAAACCCUUUGAGUUGAGAAAAGUUCUGAUUGUGUACAAUGCAGCACAGGUUAUAUUCAGCGCGUGGCUGUUCUAUGAGUCUUGCAUAGGAGGCUGGCUGAAUGGCUAUAGCUUGAGAUGCGAACCCGUUGAUUAUUCCUAUUCGCCGCGUGCGAUACGUACCGCAUAUGGCUGCUGGUGGUACUACUUCUCCAAGUUCACCGAGUUCUUUGACACAUUCUUCUUUGUGAUGCGCAAGAGAUACGAUCAGGUGUCCACGCUGCACGUCAUCCAUCAUGGCAUCAUGCCCGUCUCCGUUUGGUGGGGCGUCAAGUUCACACCUGGCGGGCACUCGACCUUCUUUGGCUUCCUGAACACCUUCGUCCACAUCUUCAUGUACGCCUACUACAUGCUGGCCGCCAUGGGACCCAAGGUGCAGCGCUAUCUCUGGUGGAAGAAAUACCUGACUGUGAUGCAAAUGAUUCAGUUCGUGCUCGUGAUGGUGCACUCGUUCCAGCUGUUCUUCAAGAACGACUGCAACUACCCAAUUGGCUUUGCCUACUUCAUUGGCGCUCACGCCGUGAUGUUCUACUUCCUCUUCUCGAACUUCUACAAGCGGGCCUAUGUGCAGCGCGAUGGCAAGGACAAAUCGGCUGUUAAGGCCAAUGGUCACACAAAUGCCGAAAUGAAGCAGGUCAAGGACGGCAACAGCAAUGGCAACGGCAAUGCCCACUCAAAUGACUUCCAGAAUCGCUUCCAGAACACCUUCUCCAAAUUCACCACAGAGAUGUGCAAUCCGGCYCUCAACUCCAACUCGACGUCGACGGCGCGACAACGUGUUCUCAUCAAUGCGGGCAACAAGUGAGAGCCGAGCCGAGCCUACCCGUGCCGAGCCGUGCCGUGUCGAGCCCAGCCAGCCAACCAAGAAACAAAGCAUAAAUUAAUUAAAUGUAACAAAUUAAAUUACCGUAACAUUAAAUUAAACGUAAGCAUAGGGAGUCCAAGCCUAAUUCUAAGCCAAAUCCACAACGAACAUUAUAUUGAAAGCAAAAC